AGCUUGACUUUGGUCCAGAGAAAGAAGAAAGGAUGUGACUGAAGGCUCUCUCGUGUGUGUCAUCGGCCCUUUACUCGGUAACGUUACGCUGUUUGUUUGUGUCCCUCCUGCAUUUUACCGUCGACAUGGAGCUCGGUGGAAACUAGCAGGCGUGUACAUGUUCCAGUUCUCGUCCUUACCUUUGGAGAAUGAUCCACCGGCAGGUUAUUUUAUCCCAGGUUUUGGUGUGCUUUGGGUUGACUGGUCAUUAUGCUGAUGCAGCUCUGUAGUAUCAAGAACUUGUACCAGAAUCGGUUCCUGGGUCUGGCGGCCAUGGCCUCCCCAACCCGCAGCAGCCAGACCCGCCAGCGCUGUAAGGACGCGGUUCGUCACAGCUACGGCCCAGACACCUAUGCUGUCAACGGUCUGAACCAGGAGGCCUUCAUGCUGGGGCUGUCGCGGUCCACCAGUGACACUGAUCUGGUCUCCCCAGAUGCUCGCUCCACCCUCACCAUCAGCUCCUCCCACUACACCAUAGGCCAGUCUGAAGACCUGGUGAUCACAUGGGAUAUCAAGGAGGAGGUAGAUGCUGGAGACUGGAUCGGCAUGUAUCUUGUUGAUGAGGCUUUGUCUGAGAACUUUCUGGACUACAAGAACCGAGGCAUCAAUGGAUCUCACAAGGGACAGAUCGUUUGGAAAAUUGAUUCCAGCUCCCACUUCAGUGACUCGGAGACCCAGGUCUGCUUCAGGUACUACCACGGUGUCACUGGAGCACUGAGGGCAACCACACCCAGCGUCACCAUCAAGAAUGGCUCUGCACCUGUAUUAAAGCCAGUGGUUAGUCCUGAGGUCAACCAUGGACUGGGCAACAGGAGACUCAUUAACUUUUCCCUGUCAGACCUCCAGGCAGUUGGAUUGAAGAAGGGGAUGUUCUUCAAUCCAGACCCCUACCUGAAGCUCUCCAUCCAGCCUGGAAAGCACAGCAUCUUCCCCUCUCUGCCACACCACGGCCAGGAGAAACGCUCCGGAGUGGUCUGCAACACAGUUAACCCACAGUGGAGCACGGAGAGGUUUAACUUUGUGUCUCUGCCCACUGAUGUCUUGGAGAUCGAGGUGAAGGAUAAGUUUGCAAAGAGUCGGCCAAUCAUCAAACGCUUCCUGGGGAAGCUGUCGGUCCCUGUCCAGAGGCUGCUGGAAAAACAUGCUAUUGGGAAUCGGGUAGUGAGUUAUUCGCUAGGUCGGAGGUUGCCGACGGAUCAUGUCUGCGGCCAGCUGCAGUUCCGCUUUGAGCUGACCUCCUCUAUUCACCCAGAUGAUGAGGAGGUCUCCCUCGUGAUAGAGCAAGCCUGUUCUGAGGAGGAAAAUGGAGCAAAUAACAUCCAUGCUGCUGAUGCACUUGAUGAUGACACACUAAGUGUGGGACCUGACAUGCCUGACCUCCCCCUGGAUGCACCUUCAGACCCUGAGACCUCUGCACCACUAGCCCCCACAGUGGAGGCCUCCACAUCUGAGGAGGUCCAACCUGCUAAGGAGGAGGCUGAGGCGACACCAGAGGUGGAUCAAGGAACUGUGGAGGAGGAGAGCACAGUGAGGGAGGAGCUUAGGACUACAGAGCCCCAGGUGGAGCAGGAGGCGGAGAUCUUGGCUGAACAGCAGGAGGAGAACAGAGGAGUGGAGGGAGAAGAGGGAGGAGGUGAGGAGAGGCUGCAGCAGGAAGAAGAGGAGGAGCAGAGAGCAGAGUCUGCAUCACAAGCUGAGGAGGAGGUCACAGUAGAAGAAAUGGAGGUUGGAGAGGAAAGCCAGCCGAAGCCAGACUCAGACAGUCCUGAAGCAGCAACAACAAACACUGAUGCUACUGCUGUGGAGGCAUCCCACGAGGGCACUGAACAACCAGCUGAAGGGUCCCCGCAGGAGGUGACAGAGGGGGGAAAAAGAAGCUGCGUCCCCUGCACCUGCCAGUCGCUCUUCUCAAACUACAACUCCCAUGCUCCCUCACGGCGUAAAAACCGCCCCUGCUCACUUCCGGUGUCAGAACUGGAGACGGUGAUCGCAUCGGCCUGCGGUGAGCCGGAGACACCCCGUUCCCACUACAUCCGGAUUCAUCACCUACUCCACAGUCUCCCCUCGGCCCAACACAGAGCUCCCAGCCAGGAGGAGGAGGACACAGGGGAGGGUGAGAACUCAAGCAUCACUCAAGAUACCACCUCCACAUCACCAACACUUAAAAGCUCCAAAGAGGAGGAGGGGCAGGAGGAUGAGGAAGAGGAGGAUACAACUCAGUCUCCCUCUCAGGUCCCUGAGUGUCCUGGCCCCUGCUGCCGUCGCUCCCUACCUCGCAGCCUCUCCAUUGAACGGCUCUCUGAGCUGAACCAGCUCCUGGAAGGUGAAGGAGUAGGCGGAGGACAUGCGGCUGUCAGGAGGAUCUCUCCCUCCUGCUUGGAGAGCGAGGAGGGGGAUUCCAGUAACGGAGGAGGAAGAAGAAUUGGCCCGAGCACUCACCGGCCUCCGGGUGAGAACGAGUGUGAGUUUUGCGACACCUCCUGCUACAGCACCUCUUGCUACAGCACUUCUUGUUACAGCACGUCAUGUUACAGCAACUCGGGCUACGAGGGGAGGGGCCGCUUCUGCAGCCACACCCGCCUCUCCUCAGUGGACAGCAACAGACUCUCCGGCAGCACUGUGUUCUCCUCCCAGGAUGAAGACGAAGAUGAGGAGAGCGCCUUUGACGCUGGCCACACGCCAGAGGGCCAGGAGGCGGGUGGGGCAGGAGGAGAGAGGAGCGCAGGGAGGUGGAAGGAGGCCAGGCGAGGGGAGCAGGGGGAGCCAGCCGUGGCGGGGCCCAGUGAUAGCAUCAACUUUGGCUCAGGCUUCUCCCCUCCUGUUGGCCAUCUUCCAGUCCUGCGACCAAGCCAUGACCUAAACCAUUUUCCUGCUGCCACUGACCAAGCCUUACCUCCAAACUGGGAAGCUCGGAUCGACAGCCAUGGCAGAGUUUUCUAUGUGGACCAUGUGAACCGGACCACAACCUGGCAGAGACCGACACACGGCAGCAAGUGUAACCACGGCAUCCCCCGCUCAGGAUCCACCCAGCAGAUGGAACAGCUCAACAGGAGGUACCAGAACAUCCAGAGGACCAUGGCCACAGAGGAGGACGGUGGGAGUCAGAGGUUAGAGCGCAGCGGCAGUACAGAGACUGAUUCAGAUGCUCCUCAGACAGGCCCCGCCUCCCCUGUCAAUCACCAGAAGAUCAGCCAUCUCCUCCAAUCACCUGCUGUCAAGUUCAUCACACACCCAGAGUUCUUCACUGUGUUGCACAGUAAUUAUGCAGCCUACCGAAUGUUCACCAGCAGCAGCUGUGUGAAACACAUGAUCCUGAAGGUGCGUCGUGAUGCCAGGAACUUUGAGCGCUACCAACAUAACCGGGACCUGGUGGUUUUCCUCAACAAGUUCGCAGACACUCAGCUGGAGCUGCCAAGAGGCUGGGAGAUCAAGACUGACCCCCAGGGCAAGUCUUUUUUUGUGGACCACAACAGUCGAGCCACGACCUUCAUCGACCCUCGCAUCCCUCUGCAGAAUGGCCGGCUGCCCGGCCACCUUGCCCACAGACAGCAUCUGCAGAGACUACGCAGCUACAGCGCUGGGGAGGCCUCUGAUGUGUCCAGGAGUCGGGGGGCUUCUCUGAUGGCCAGACCUGGAAACAGCCUGGUAGCCGCCAUACGAAGUCAGCAUCAUGCUGACUCACAACAACUCAGCGCUCCGUCUUACAAUGACAAGAUAGUGGCGUUCCUUCGACAGCCAAACAUAUUUGACAUGUUGCAGGAGCGACAGCCCAGCCUCAGCAGAAACCACGCACUGAGGGAGAAAAUCCACUACAUUCGGACAGAAGGUACUCAGGGGGUGGAGAAGCUGUCAUGUGAUGCCGAUCUAGUCAUCCUUUUAAGUUUAUAUGAAGAGGAAAUCAUGUCCUAUAUUCCGCCUCACCCCAUCCACCCUGGCUUCAGCUUCUCUCCUCGCUGCUCCCCCACCUCUUCACCACAGAACUCUCCUGGCUUGCAGAGGGCCAGGGCUCCAGCUCCUUACCGCAGAGACUUUGAAGCCAAACUAAGAAACUUCUACAGGAAAUUAGAAGCCAAGGGCUACGGCCAGGGACCAGGCAAGAUCAAGUUGUUGAUCAGGAGAGAACACUUGCUGGAGGGAACUUUUAACCAGGUGAUGGCGUACUCCCGCAAAGAGCUGCAGAGGAACAAACUCUACGUCACUUUUCUGGGAGAGGAGGGAUUGGACUACAGUGGUCCGUCCAGAGAGUUCUUCUUCCUCUUGUCUCAGGAGUUGUUCAAUCCGUACUACGGCCUGUUUGAAUACUCAGCUAAUGAUACUUACACCGUUCAGAUCAGCCCCAUGUCAGCAUUUGUUGAGAACCAUCUGGAAUGGUUCCGUUUCAGUGGUCGUAUCCUGGGCCUGGCUCUGAUACAUCAGUACCUGCUGGAUGCUUUCUUCACGAGACCCUUCUACAAGGCCCUGCUCAGACAGCCGACAGACCUGUCUGAUCUGGAGUAUCUGGACGAGGAGUUCCACCAGUCUCUGCAGUGGAUGAAAGACAACGACAUCACUGACAUCCUGGACCUCACCUUCACCGUUAACGAGGAGGUCUUUGGCCAGGUGACGGAGCGGGAGCUGAAGUCGGGAGGCUCCAACCUCCAGGUGACUGAGAAGAACAAGAAGGAUUACAUAGAGCGAAUGACCAAAUGGAGGGUGGAGAGAGGAGUGGUGCAGCAGACAGAGGCGCUGGUCCGAGGCUUCUACGAGGUGGUAGACUCCAGGCUGGUGUCAGUGUUCGAUGCACGGGAGCUGGAGCUGGUCAUCGCCGGGACUGUAGAGAUCGACCUCAGUGAUUGGAGGAGCAACACAGAGUACAGAGGAGGUUACCAUGAUGGGCACAUAGUGAUGCGGUGGUUCUGGGCCGCUGUGGAGCGGUUCAACAAUGAGCAGCGUCUUCGUCUGCUGCAGUUUGUCACCGGGACGUCCAGCGUGCCCUACGAAGGCUUUGCCACGCUGCGGGGAUCUAAUGGUCUCCGACGGUUCUGCAUUGAGAAGUGGGGCAAAGUCACAUCACUACCCAGAGCUCAUACGUGUUUUAACCGCCUGGACCUGCCUCCGUACCCUUCCUACACCAUGCUGUAUGAGAAACUGCUGAUUGCGGUGGAGGAAACCAGCACAUUUGGCCUGGAGUGAGAGACAAACCAACACUGCAUCCCUCUCUGUGCAACGCUGGCUGGGCUAAAAUGCAAGAGAAAAAGCAGCUCUCGUGUGCUGUACUGCCUGGAUUGUACUCAACAACGUUUUUGGUCAUGUGGAUCUAUGUACAUCACUGUUAUGGUACCGUGUGUUAGAGUCCACAGUAUGACAGUGUGUGUGUGACAGCACCACAGCAGGACUACGGUUAUUUUUAUAUUAAUCACUAAGACUGAAGAAUAUGAAACACUAAAACAGCGUUUUUUUUAAAUAUUUAUAUAUGUGUAUAUAUAUAUAUAUAUAUCCAGUAUAUGCAUAUCUGAAGAAGGGGUAUGUAAAAUUGAAUCAAGAUCAUUUAAGUUGCAUGUAGCAAAAUGCAUCAUCCAUCCAAAGGUAAAAUUCUACAGUAAUAGAAAACGCUAACAGACAACAAACUAACAGCAACAAGAAAACCUAUAGCUACACAACUAGAACUUUACAUAAAAUCUAUGAAAGCUAAAUACUUGAGAACUUGUUGGAACUUAUAUUUAAAUUUAUCCUUACACCUGGGAUGAACAUUUGAAUUCACAGAAAAGAGUUAAAUGAUAAAGUAAAAACAAAGAGAAACAAAUAGAAUAGAAUCAGAAAGAAAAAUAAAACAAAUUUAGACAAAACAAGCAUUUAAUAGAAACAGAAAUUAGGAAAGAAAUUUAUACUGGACAAAUAACAUUAAGCGUGCACAUAAAACAGAUCUUCAGGUUUGUCAUUUGUUACACCAAACAAGAAUUGGAGAAGUUAUAAUUAUAGUAAUAAUGUUGGCUAAUUAAGCAGUUAACAUUUAAAAGAGCUUAGAACACACACAUUUUUACAUUUACGUUUGUACUUUUCUGUGAAUUCAAACCUGAAUUCGAAUGAAGUGUGCAAAUUCCAGCACACCAGAUCCUCAGGUGGUUUGCUGCUCUAACACAUUCAGAUAGAUCUAAAUGUGGCUUUAAAGAAGUGGUUCAAAGCAUAAUACAGAUUUCCAAAAGCUCAUCAGAUAGAUGCAAAGUCUGGUAGCCCUGAUGCCAAAGGAACAAUCAUGAGUGGUUUUUAAUCUGAAGAGCCUACGAGGAUCAUUAUGUAUUUUGUCUGGACCUUGGCGGGCCGAUAGGAGCCUGCCUGAGGAUCGUGUACACAAGGAAUUAGAGUGAUGUAGCUUGGUGCCAGACACCAGUCAUUUCAGGGUGACCAGUGGAACUUUACAAUCAACUCUGAAACUAUAAACAAUGUAAAGAUGCUUACAUUAUAUAGAUCUUGUCUGUUUGCUCCAGUCAGUGCUGUAGCUACCCCCGAUGAGAGGGGACAUUUUGACAAUAGACAGAGCUGCAGAAGUUCAAGCAACAGGGAUUACUUUUUCUAGACCACUUAGCUUUUUGGCUUAAGUUGAAGACAUCAUGGCUAAUGACAGCAAUUAAUAAAUCCUGCACUUUGCAAGUUGACUAAGAAGAGAGGCUGGGCUAUCCCUGUUUUCUUUACACAGAUAGAUGUAAAGGUAAAAAUGUGUUUGUAGAUAAUUUAAAAGAGGCCAGAAAGAAGCCUGCAAAUUGAUAAGAAAAUAAAUAAGUAAAUGUGAGGAACCUGAGGACCCGAUGAGGAUUCAGAUAAGAUGACUACAGUGAGUAGAAGCUGGGCCACUGAAAAAUACGUCAGUGUCCAUAAUGCUGUUAAAAUAUUCAACAAGCUCCUCAGUAAUGAGCAGAGACACAAGAGAAGUGCUUAAAGCCUUUCAAGAAUUGGUCUGACACGGUCUGGCACAGUGAAACUGUGGAAAGAGUGAAAUAGGAUUACUUCAUAAACAGCUUGUCCUUUGGUGAAAUUCAGAUACAGUACACUGCCUGCAAAUCAAAAAAGGUAAAGGGUGUAGUGUACUCCUUUAAACAGGUGGAUCUAAUGGGAUGAAUAACUACUACAAUACCUUUUCCAGUUCUGAUACUCAAGAAGUUCAGUCCAAAGUGAGGACAGCAGCCGGCCACAGACUCUCACGUUCUCCUCUGGAUAGACAGCAAUGUUACUGACAGAGAACUGAAAGUGUCUUGUUCUGCAGUGCUUUCAAAAGCAGAGAUGUCACAUCCCCUGAUAAAGUAGCCAUCAACUCCAACACAAGGGCUUCUGUGAGACUGAAGGUGACCAUGUGAUCAAGCAAACAGGUAGUUCAUGAAUCCUUGACGACAAAGAAUGCAUGUGGACGUUGUGUCCGCAGCUGGCUGAAUCCUGUUGGCCAGAGUGGUGCUUCCUCUGUCGGCGUCUCUGCUCCUGCCGUAUGAGCGGGAGCUGCUUGUACUCUUAUUCAAGACCUCCAUUGAUGAACUCCCUCUCUUUGUAACGUCUCCACAGUGUUGCUCUUUGCACGGAACAGCUGGUUCAAAGCCGCAUGUAGGUUUCUAAGGGCCUGGGAUCAUUGGCUCAGCUCCUUGAACCAAUCCGGCCUUUCUGGAAUAAACUUGUGUAAUGGGGCCCGUGGACAAACCAGUGUAAUAUAUGCAAUAGUUUGGACCUUUACUCCAAUCUAUUCCACAGUUUACCAUGUUCUCUCAGACAAUGACCGACUGCAGCAUCUCUAGUCCAGUAAUGAAAGUGUCCCUCGGUAUGUGGCCUGUGGGGUUGAGGACUUAGUUAGUACCUGAGCUUGACAUAAGGAAAGUCCUGAGUUCAGAUCUUUGCCUUGGUUCUUUUUGAUUUGCAUGUUCUCCUAGUUUUCUGUGACUUUCCUCUCACACGCCAAACAUAAGUCCAGUUCAUUGGAGAUUCUGUUGUCUGUCUGAUAAAUUUUCUAAAGUGAUGUCACUUGCGUCAGCGUCGGUUACAACAUUGAAAUCUCAAUGAGCAGUGAGCUCCCCACACAUCUGUAGCCCACUGCUCAUGUCUGCUACUAGCAUAGCACACCAGAAUCCCUGUUGGCUGUCGAAUUGCAUCGUGGGUAAUGCAGGCACCGGAUUUCGCGACAACAAUGUCUGGAAUAAAAAAGACAAUGUCUCCAGUUGUGCUGCAUUGGUUUUGAUACUUUUUUUAAACUGUACAGCACGAGUCCAAUAAUCGUCGUCUGCGUAUUUAUGUUAGUUGGACAGUUGUACAGAACAGGACCUACCCACAUUUGGAUCUAGCGCAAGAAAAGCAAGACAGCUGCACAUGCAAUACAAAGUAUAAAUGAUAUUCUGUCACAUGUGGAGGUUGUCCAGAUGUGCAGCCCAGUAUCCACGGGGCUUAUGUCCAUGCUAGAUGAUUCAGUAUGGCACAAUUUACAUCCAGUUUCAAUGCAGUAAGUAGUGUGGCCUUUGUGUAGCAAGUUGGAAAGUAACGGUGUGGAGGCUGGAUGAUUAGUGCGUCGAACUUUCAGGCAGGAGACCAGAGAUUGCAUCUCAUCACAGACCUGCAAUUAAGGUUGGCCUAACCCUUUUUUGCCUAGCCCCAACCACACUGGAACCGUAGUUUAUUUGCCAUGACGACAAUCUUUCCUUGACCCUAACCCUACUGCAACCCUACCCUACCUUUUUUUAACUGAUUGGCAUUGGAUGUAAAACUAUUGUCAGUUAACAUCAUCUAGGGUUUCACACAAUCAUCCAGUAUCAACAUUCUUGUCUGGCGAUAGGUUUAACAUAUGAUGCCCUUGAAAUGCCAAGUGUAAAUGGGUCCAGGGUUAAAAGUGUUAGCCCUGACAGAGAAUGGCAACUUGGAUGCUGUCCUUCCCUGUCAUUCACCCAAAGCAUGCUGGGAUAGGCUCGAGCCCCCCGCCCCCGGACAGGACUAAGUGUAAGGAACAGGUAGUCAGAUUUCAUGACAUGACUGAAUAUACACGUCAUAUGAACAGUAUACAGGUUCAAACUUCACUUUUUUUAUCAUUUUCAUUUGAAACACUACUGAGAUAAACAUCUCAAAUGACGUGUGAUGUUACCUAAAUGGUGCUUUAUUUGCGUACUAGCUACAGAAAUGAUCACAAUGGGGUAAUCCGGCACUACAGAAGCUUAAUUCUUGCAGAUGAAGGUAUAGAUAUAUGAAGAUUAGGCAAAGCAAGAAUGAAUUUGAUUCGAAUCACUGUACGUUAGUGCUGCACUCAUCCUUGGCAGUGGCGAGGCCUUAUCCACUCAUCUCUACAAGCAUGAGGACAAGGCUGUGAUUAUGUUGCAUCUUCUCUGUCUUUUUUUCUACAAACUUUUGUACUGUUAUUUAUACUGUAUCAUAUUUCUAAGUAAAGGGGAGUCCUGAAGCUCCCCUCGAAUGUUUUGUUAGUUUGCAGUUUUUUGAUGUUGUCAUAAGAAGCAUCAGUCAAAGAGUUUGCCUUCACUUUUAGAGCCUUUGCGUUUUGUCUUUUCUAUUAUGUCUUCAGCUAGCUGGUCAUCUGUCGCUCAGUGCAGAAAACAUUUCUUUUUCCAAUCAGCUCACAGAAACUUUCUUUUUUUGUUCACCACUUUCUUUGGGUCAGUUUCAGUAUUGAGGUUCUGUCUAUGUUUUCAGAAAUGUAUUCAAUGUCACAGAUGUCUCACUAUUUCAUACAUUUCAAAGCUGCAUGUAUCCAGCAAGUAAUCUGUGUUUUGGGCAGUUUAAGACAACAAAUGACAAAGAUAAAAAUAAGAGAUUUUUGUAUGUAAUUUGUUGACAGUGUACGGAAGUUUUGUUUUUAUUGGGUUGAUAUGUUGAAUUCAUACAUUGUAGAUCUUGAACAGUGGAAUUUAUUCUGGAAAAAGAAUGGUUAACAAUGCUCCUAUAACGUGGAUAUUGAUCACAGCUAUUAUAGAAAUAUUUAAAUAAGCUUUUGGAGAAGUAAGAAUCAUGAGAUGUCUACCAAAAGAUAAGGUGGUGGCAAACUGUAGCAGCUGUUUGGUAUUUCUGUCUUUUCAACCUAUUUAUUUGUCUAUUUAUUUUCAUUUUAAAAAGGGACUUUAACCAAGGGAACAUGUGAAUGAGUCGACAGGUGGGGGCAGCUUUGCUGGAGGGUGACACUGAAGCAUGUGUAUGUUUUUGUUUUGUUUCUAGUUGUGUGUCUGUGUGUAUACACAUGUAAAUAAUGUGGAAAGGUACAGUUCUGAUUUGUCUGAGAACGGGUUCCUAAAUACUCAGACUGUCCAAUCACCCCACCACACAAUACAACUGUUUAUGACUCUCAAUAAAAAGGUCACUUUGUUA
Molecule: messenger RNA, 10350 nt
Organism: Micropterus salmoides (largemouth bass)
Lineage: Eukaryota; Metazoa; Chordata; Actinopteri; Centrarchiformes; Centrarchidae
Product: E3 ubiquitin-protein ligase HECW1
Exons: 30
Coding region: 250-5211 (1653 amino acids)
Biological process (GO): regulation of dendrite morphogenesis
Molecular function (GO): ubiquitin-protein transferase activity; protein binding
Source: RefSeq, a predicted model, not a curated record